CCGUUUGAAUACUGUCCACAUUUCUAAAUGUCUUAGCCCUGAAGUAGCCUACACUAUUUUCCUCUUCUGUGAGUGGACAAGCGCAAAUGUAUCGAAAUAUUAUUGCGUUGGUCGUGAUGUCACUUCCACUAAUUCUGAGCCCCCAGAUUUUGGGGCUCGCGACUGACGGUUUGAUCCAUCUGGAAAAUAUUGCAGGGAAGCUCAGCUUCAUUCAGAGAGAAGGAAAUGUGACUUACGUGCGGGACAAGGAGCUGGCCUCGGAGGUUCCAACCGAAACCAAGUUCGAACUGUUCGAUCCAAGGAACACUUUACGCACCGCCAGAUUCACCUAUACCUGGGACUUCGGCAACGGAGAGGUGCUAAAGGGAUCGGAGCCGUCUGUGUACUAUAACUACUCCUCCUCUGGAAACUACACUCUGCGGCUGAGAGUGGUGGCCCAAAUGAACAGAACCUCUACUCCACUAACUGGGGAAUACACCAUGGACAUUACAGUUUUGGACGCCAUCAGAAAUAUUGAGUUGAAGAGCCCUUUGAUAUUCCAGGUUUCCAGAAACAACAGUCUGGCUGUUCAUGUGGAUGGAAGUCCUCCCAUGUGGGUCUGCUGGAGGUUCCUACAGAACUGUGUAUCAGCAACCCCUACAGGCUGUCACCUGACCAUGCUGUAUGAGAACACCAUGAUACUGAACCACACCUUCACAUCUUUAGGAGUCCACUGUCUGGACAUCAGUGCCCGCAACGACAUCAGCAAACUGCAGACCUCCUACAGCAUCUUUGUGAGGAGAGAUCCCUCCAUUAACCUGCUCUUCACCCUGACGUGUGCUGGGAUCAUCUUGGCAAUCCUCGCCUUCAUCACUGUUAUAGCCUGUCGCACUAAGAAUGGACACAACAACAAAUCACAGAUAUCUAAGUCCAGUAACGCCACUUACUCCAGCAUGGACAUGGAACUACAGCCGCAACAGGACAUCCCUGGUAUCACUAGUGAUAUCUAUGUGUCCAGGCCAAAGAAAGGAGAGGUCCAACCCCUUCUGCAGCACGGGACCAGAUCUGUCGCCUACUCCUGCCGCAUCUAGUCUUCAUUUACACACUUUUGAUUUGGGCUUUGUGUUGGACUGAUUCAAGUCAAAUGUUAAUAGUUUGCUAAAAAUGUAUUUUUUGAGAUGAAUAUAUGUCACCAGUGACAUUUAACUAUUAAUUGUCAGUGAUGUAAUACCAAUGUAGCUUACAUUCCUCUGUCUGUGUGGAUUCUAUACUUACACUAUUUUGCCUUUGAUGAUCCCAUCCUCAGACCCAGCCAAAAGCCUGACCUCGAAAACUAAAUAUCCAUCCAAGGGGUUUUAGAGCAGUGGUUCCCAAACUGUGUGUGUGUGUCUGUCAUCAAGGCAAUGUGGCUAUUUGAAGAAUCUCAAAUAUAAAAUAUAUUUUGAUUUGUUUAAAAAAAAUUUGGUUACAAUAUGAUUCCAUAUAUCUUAUUUCAUAGUGUUGAUGUCUUCACUAUUAUUCUACCAUGUAGAAAA
Molecule: messenger RNA, 1514 nt
Organism: Coregonus clupeaformis (lake whitefish)
Lineage: Eukaryota; Metazoa; Chordata; Actinopteri; Salmoniformes; Salmonidae
Product: transmembrane protein 130-like
Exons: 8
Coding region: 87-1070 (327 amino acids)
Source: RefSeq, a predicted model, not a curated record